AUGACCGCAGUGUAUGCAAACGGAGGUGGCCUGGUGAACACCCACAGUGCCAGGUGGGAGCGGCGAGACAGCGCGGAGAGCGGUGGUCAGACAGACUGCAACAAGGAGGGUGAGGAGAGACAGCCGCGCCAGCUGACACCUUUCGAGAAGCUGACCCAGGACAUGUCCCACGAUGAGAAGGUGGUGAGGGAGAUCACGCUGGGGAAACGGAUAGGUUUCUACCGAAUUCGAGGGGAAAUCGGAAGCGGGAACUUUUCCCAAGUCAAGCUUGGGAUUCACUCCUUAACCAAAGAGAAGGUGGCCAUUAAGAUCCUGGACAAGACCAAGUUAGACCAGAAAACUCAAAGGCUACUCUCCCGUGAAAUCUCCAGCAUGGAAAAACUGCACCAUCCCAACAUUAUCCGCCUUUAUGAAGUCGUGGAGACCCUAUCCAAGCUCCACUUGGUGAUGGAGUAUGCAGGGGGCGGGGAACUCUUUGGGAAAAUCAGCACUGAAGGGAAGCUCUCUGAACCAGAAAGCAAACUCAUCUUCUCCCAGAUUGUGUCUGCUGUGAAGCACAUGCAUGAAAACCAAAUUAUUCACAGGGAUCUGAAAGCAGAGAAUGUAUUCUAUACCAGUAACACAUGUGUGAAGGUGGGUGAUUUUGGAUUCAGCACAGUAAGUAGAAAAGGUGAAAUGCUGAACACCUUCUGUGGAUCUCCUCCCUAUGCUGCCCCUGAGCUUUUCCGCGAUGAGCACUACAUCGGUGUUUAUGUGGAUAUCUGGGCCUUGGGGGUGCUUUUGUAUUUCAUGGUGACAGGCACAAUGCCAUUUCGGGCAGAGACGGUGGCCAAACUGAAGAAGAGCAUCCUCGAGGGCACCUACAGCGUGCCCUCACACGUGUCAGAGCCCUGCCACCGGCUCAUCCGAGGAGUUCUUCAGCCUGUACCCUCGGAGAGGUAUGGGAUCAACUACAUCAUGAACAAUGAGUGGAUGCAAGGGGUUCCAUGCCCCACUCCUUUGGAACCUUUCCAACUGGAUCCUAAACACUUGUCAGAAACCAGCACUCUCAAAGAAGAAGAAAACGAGGUGAAAAGCACUUUAGAACAUUUGGGUAUCACAGAAGAGCAUAUUCGAAACAACCAAGGAAGAGAUGCUCGAAGCGCCAUCACAGGGGUCUAUAGAAUCAUUUUACAUAGAGUGCAAAGGAAAAAGGCUUUGGAAAGUGUCCCAAUUAUCAUACUACCAGACCCUAAAGAAAGAGACCUUAAAAAAGGGUCCCGUGUCUACAGAGGCAUAAGACACACAUCCAAAUUUUGUUCGAUUUUAUAAGUUACAUCAGACUGCUGGGAAUUAACCAAGAUCAUUGUUGCUGCUUUUAAAUUUUUUUCACGGACAACUUGGGUGGAGACAUUUUUGUAAUUUUUAAAUAAAUUUAAAUUUGAGGUAUGCAU
This is a messenger RNA of Marmota flaviventris (yellow-bellied marmot), 1433 nucleotides long. RefSeq names its product NIM1 serine/threonine protein kinase (gene Nim1k). Gene Ontology annotation, biological process: microtubule cytoskeleton organization; protein phosphorylation; intracellular signal transduction. NCBI's taxonomy places the organism in Eukaryota, Metazoa, Chordata, Mammalia, Rodentia, Sciuridae. Gene Ontology annotation, molecular function: ATP binding; tau-protein kinase activity. Gene Ontology annotation, cellular component: cytoplasm. The record is from RefSeq and is a predicted model, not a curated record.